Menidia menidia (Atlantic silverside) is the source of this 1866-nucleotide messenger RNA. The record is from the annotation of a GenBank genome assembly. NCBI's taxonomy places the organism in Eukaryota, Metazoa, Chordata, Actinopteri, Atheriniformes, Atherinopsidae.
AUGACCAUGAACACGCUGAACCAGCAGUAUGAGGAGAAAGUGCGUCCGUGCAUUGACUUGAUCGACUCCCUCCGCUCCCUGGGGGUGGAGAAGGACCUGGCGCUCCCUGCCAUCGCCGUGAUCGGGGACCAGAGCUCGGGGAAGAGCUCCGUGCUGGAGGCGCUGUCAGGGGUGUCUCUGCCCAGAGGAAGCGGCAUUGUUACAAGAUGUCCACUCGAACUGAAGAUGAAGAGAAGGAAAGAAGGGCAAGACUGGUAUGGAAAGAUAAGUUUCCAAGACACCGAGGAGGAGAUAGAUGACCCUGCCGUUGUGGAGAGAAAGAUUAGGGAAGCCCAGGACGAAAUGGCUGGAGUUGGCUUGGGAAUCAGCGAUGACCUCAUCAGCCUGGAGAUUGCUUCCCCCGACGUUCCAGACCUGACUCUUAUUGACCUCCCUGGCAUUGCCAGGGUGGCUGUAAAGGGGCAGCCAGAGAACAUUGGGGAUCAGAUAAAGCGUCUGAUCCAGAAGUUCAUCACAAAACAAGAAACCAUCAGCUUGGUGGUGGUGCCAUCCAACGUGGACAUAGCCACCACGGAGGCUUUGAAGAUGGCACAGCAGGUGGAUCCUGACGGAGAGAGGACUCUGGGUAUCCUGACCAAACCCGACCUGGUGGACAAGGGCACAGAAGAAGGUGUGGUUGAAGUCGUCCACAAUGAAGUCAUCCAGCUGAACAAGGGCUACAUGAUAGUCAAGUGCAGAGGUCAGAAGGAGAUCACAGAGAAGGUCUCUCUUUCUGAAGCAAUGGAGAGAGAGAAAGACUUCUUCAAAAAUCAUGCACAUUUCAACACCCUUUACAACGAAGGCCUGGCUACCGUUCCUAAACUGGCUGAAAAACUCACGCUGGAGCUGGUGCAUCACAUUGAGAAAUCUCUGCCCAGACUGGAGGAGCAGAUAGAGCAAAAACUGAAACAGACCCAGGCGGAGCUUGACCGCUAUGGCACUGGACCUCCAUCUGACCCAGGAGAGAGGCUUAUGUUCCUCAUUGACAAAGUGACCGCGUUCACUCAAGAUGCCAUCAGUCUGACUACAGGGGAGGAACUGAAGUGUGGAGAGAGAUUCAAUGUGUUUUCUAUGCUCAGGAGAGAGUUUGGGAAAUGGAAGGUUCACCUUGAUGUAUCUGGACAGAAAUUUAACAGGAAUAUUGAAAGGGAGGUAGAGGAGUAUGAAGACAAGUACCGUGGAAGAGAACUACCAGGCUUUAUCAACUACAAAACCUUUGAAGUGAUGGUUAAGGAGCAGAUCAGAGAGCUGGAAGAACCAGCUAUCAUGAAACUGAAGGACAUUGGAGAUGCUGCUAAGAAGGUCUUCAUACAGCUGGCUCAAGUGAGCUUUGCAGGAUUUCCCAACCUCAUGAAAACUGCCAAGGCAAAGAUUGAAGCCAUCAAGCAUGAAAAAGAGUUGUCUGCUGAAUCCCUGCUGAGGACUCAGUUCAAGAUGGAGCUGCUCGUUUACUCCCAGGACAAGACCUACAGCAGCAGCCUGACUGAUAUGAAGGAGGAGGAGGAGGAGGAACAAAGGGGUUUAAACAGGAGCAUUGUGUAUGGAUGUGAUAAUUUUGCAACACUUCAAGAACUGAUGGUGCAUCUUAAAUCCUACUACAAAAUUGCUGGCAUGCGUCUGGCUGACCAGAUUCCCCUGGUGAUCCGCUAUCAGAUGUUGCAAGAGGCUGCCACUCAGCUGCAGAGGGAGAUGCUGCAAAUGCUUCAGGACAAGGAGAAUGCAGAGUUUUUGCUGAAGGAAGACUUUGACAUUGGCAACAAAAGGGCAGCUUUGCACAGUCGGCUGAAACGCCUCCUGCAGGCUCGUGCAUACCUGGUGGAGUUCUAG